UCCCUCCUUUCCUGCCUUAAAAUCCUCCCCAUUGCCUCCACCAUUUCACAAACCUCCUCUUCUCUUCUCUCAAGUUCCCAAAGCUCAAGCCAUGAAGAGAAGUAGAAUUAUAGAAUAGAAAGAGAUGGAAGGAAACUUGCAACAGGUUGACAACAAUGCUAAUAAUCCGUCUCUUGCUGCCGUUGGUGUUGAUGAUUCGAAGGAGGAGGAGGAGCAUGCGAGGGUGGUUGGACCGGGUUCCGACCGGUCGAAGAGGGACGAGUGGAGCGAGGGGGCGGUGGCGAGCCUCUUGGACGUGUACGAGGCCAAAUGGGUGCUCCGGAACCGGGCCAAGCUCAAGGGCCAUGAUUGGGAGGACGUGGCCCGAGUCGUCGCGGCCCAAUCCGGUUCGGCCCGGCCGGCCAAGACGCCGACCCAGUGCAAGAACAAGGUGGAGUCCAUGAAGAAGCGGUACCGGUCCGAGUCGGCCGCUGGGGGCAGGUCUAGGUGGCCGCUCUUCGCCCGGCUCGACGGUCUGGUCCGGUGCCGGUCCCCGACCACGGCUUUGGUCUCGGUCGACCGGCCACCGGGGAGACCCGCUCCGUCAUCGCACUCGCCGGAGCCUAACGUGGCAGCGGUGGCAAAGCAGGCUGAAUGUGAAGAAACCAAAGGCAAGGAACAUGUCAAUGAGAUUCACAAGGAGCAUUGCAACAUGCAACCAUAUGAUCCUUGUGAUGGAAAACAAAAAAUAAAUGAUAGGAAGAAGAGGAGGAUGAGGGAGAGGGAAGAGAAAGAAAGCUGGAAGGUGAUGGAGAGCAUACAAUGGCUAGCUGAAGUGGCAUUGAGGGUAGAGCAAGGGAGAAUGGAAGCUAUGAGGGAGGUAGAGAGAAUGAGGGCCCAAGCAGAGGCAAAGAAAGGAGAGAUGGACUUGAAGCAAACUGAGAUCAUUGCCAACACUCAGUUGCAGAUUGCAAAGCUCCUGGUUGGGAAAGAUGAUAAUGUUGAUUCGUCUUUGAGAAUUGGGAGGGGUAAAUGAAAGUUCUCAUAUAGAGGUGUUUGGAUUCUUCUAUAGUAAUGUUCCUGAAACUAUAGUAUCUGUUCAAAUCAUCUACUAAGCUGAUGCUGAAAUGUUACAAACAACUUUAAGAAAUUAGCUA
Phoenix dactylifera (date palm) is the source of this 1136-nucleotide messenger RNA. RefSeq lists its product as uncharacterized. The record is from RefSeq and is a predicted model, not a curated record. NCBI's taxonomy places the organism in Eukaryota, Viridiplantae, Streptophyta, Magnoliopsida, Arecales, Arecaceae.